UGCGUCAAGCGAGCUCCUCCACAGAGUGGCUCUCAUACAUCCCCCCCUUCACUUGAAUUGCUGAUGGAACAAUCCUCAUUGCAGGGUGUGGAUCCAGUGCUGGCCAGAGAGGCUAGACAACAAGGAGUAAUAACGGGCGAGCAGCGAGUAUGAAAUGAGACUGGCUAAAAAAGAAAACUACUUUACUGUGGGAAACAUUAACCGAGCUGAAAAUACAAGGAGACGCUUUUAAACAAAAUGAACGUCACGGCUGCGGGUUGAAAUCGAACAGCGACAGAUACGGAGGCAGAUGCAUAUGUGAAAGUGUACGCGGAAACCCCACUAAACUGAACGGAAUUGCGAUUGCGGUGACAGCUGUGGACGCAAGUAAUGUCAGAUUGUUUUAGCGGUUGAAGUCUUGCACGAAGACACUUGGUGGCUGACUGAAUCCGGUUUGUACAAACGGCAGAAAGUUGAACGUCGUCUAUCGCGGAAAAAACGGUCCCUGUUGUUUGAGUGGACUUGACAGCGCGCGGAUGGACGACAGCGUGAUCACCGACAGUUAUAAUCCCAACUUUUGAAUUGUCACUGCUUGAUCAGAAAAGGAGUCGUUGGUAUUUCUGGAACUUGCUUGGAUAUUUUUUUUCGUUUUGUUUUUCCAUUCGGAGUGGCAACACAUUCAUAUAACGUUAACCAAAGCCUCUUUUACCGAACUGAAGAGGCUGUGCGUGUAAAGCGCAGGCUCCUUGUUUUGUUUAUUCGUUUGACAUCUGCGCUCUAUAGUCGAAACCACGGUGUAUUUUAAAAACGUAUAGUGAAAUCGACAAGUUUUUAUCCUUCUCACAGUAGUUGUAUAUUUUGUGCCUGUAUAACUUGCACUUUAGCACUUUGACUGGUCGUCGUUGUUUGUGCAUACACGUGUUUGUUUUGAUCCUGCAAGCACACGAAACAUUUAUCAUAAGCUGUAUGUUGUUGUCACCCGUGUUUUGAGCUCCUGCCUCCCUCCUUCCCUGUUUUUGUCUUGCCAGCGAAUAAGCUUGUCUGUAGACACCUGCGGACUUUGCCAGAUUCACUUAAUGGGGAAGAGUUGCUUUGUUUUUUUUCCCACCAGGAAGUCACUGAUAGCUUUUUAAUUCUUUGCAUAUCAGGAUUAAGACAGAAUAUUAUUACUGAAAAGAAGUGGCACCGCAGCCACAGAUGCCAGACACAGCUGCCUUUUUUGACUAGUUUAAGUCGCUGCAAGAUACCUAGACAGAAUAUAAGAAACACUGGCUAUUUUUAGCGAGAGUGAUGGGGUAAAUGGUGUUGAAAAUUGAGACCCCCCACCCCCAACUUUAAGGCCACCAACACUUCCAGGUUUAGCUCUGGGUUCCUUGUCAGCUGGUGAAUUAUCUGGAUUGGAAAAUUAAAGUGGGGGGGUCCUGUCUCAGCAAAGAUCUCAGACAUAUCCCACUCGUGUGAACAAUUAUUGAUAUUUUAACAGAUGGAACCCCCUCAGUAUCACAUGACAAUGAGUCUAGAUACAGUACAAGUACAGCAAAGUUUAGUAACCAAAUAAGCUCUUCCCCAUAUAAACAGAGAAAUAUAAAUAUCUAUAUAUAUGUGUGUGUGUUGCAGAGUAUAUAUAUAGCUCUAUAAAAUAUAUGAGACAUAGUUUGAAUAUGUAUAUUUUUAUGCCCAAAGUGAGCAUUGUUGCCUGAAACCCAAUCCAUUGCCUUAGAAUCUCAUAGUAAUAAAGGGAAUAGCAAGGACAGAUAUGAAACGCUGUUUGAAAUAACUAAAUGGUGCCUUUUUCGUUCAUCAGUUUCCUCUGUCGGUCACUUCAGGAUUUCACAUGUAAUUGAAAGAUAUUUUUGUGUUCAAAGUCCUAAACUUCAUAACUUGCCUUUAUGGUUCAAACUUGAGUUUAGUUACUGUUGGAUGGUACCCUACUGGAUUAUUUACUGAAGUUAUAAGCACAUGAGGAUAAUUCGAUACUUGAUGUCAGCAACUUUUUCAAAAGUACUUUUUGGGAUUCCCAGCAAACUUUAUUAGUCAUUCUUUGGAUAUCACGGGCCAACGCAUAAGCAUUUCAGAUGGUGAUCACUUCGUCCGUGGAGGAGAAGCCGCAGCCUUCUAACAGAAUGGUCGCAAACUUGCCGACCGAAUCCUGGAUUGGCAGCCCAGAUCAGAACCGCUACUUACCCCAGUCACACCUGCUACGAAAGCCAGCAAGAAGUGGAAGCAGCUCAGGAUGCAAGCCCCCCUCCUCUACCCUCUGCCAGCCUGCCGCCUUGGGCUUCUCCCCCGCUGAGCCAACCAUGUCGAGCCAGCACAGCCACCCCUCCUUUAGUAACAUCCACUCCAUGGCCGACCAGCAGCAGGUGCUGUCAGAUAUGACCAUCCUGCAGAGGAGGAUUCCACCCAGUUUUCGAGAUCCCGCCAGCGCCCCGCUACGAAAACUCUCUGUCGAUCUCAUCAAGACAUACAAGCACAUCAAUGAGGUGUAUUACACGAAAAAGAAACGGCGAGCCCAGCAGGUUCCCCCUGAGGACUCCAGCACCAAAAAAGAGCGCAAGGUGUACAACGACGGCUACGACGACGACAACUAUGAUUAUAUUGUGAAAAACGGAGAGAAGUGGCUGGACCGCUACGAGAUAGACUCACUUAUCGGCAAGGGCUCCUUCGGACAGGUGGUGAAAGCCUAUGACCACCACGAGCAGGAGUGGGUGGCAAUUAAGAUCAUCAAGAACAAGAAAGCCUUCCUGAACCAGGCCCAGAUUGAGCUGCGGCUUCUUGAGCUCAUGAACAAACACGACACAGAGAUGAAGUACUACAUAGUCCACUUAAAGAGGCACUUCAUGUUCCGUAACCACCUGUGCCUGGUUUUUGAGCUCCUCUCCUACAACCUGUACGACCUCCUGCGCAACACCAACUUCCGCGGCGUCUCGCUCAACCUGACGCGCAAGUUCGCUCAGCAGCUGUGCACGGCAUUGCUCUUCCUGGCCACGCCCGAGCUCAGCAUCAUCCACUGCGACCUCAAGCCCGAGAAUAUCCUCCUGUGCAACCCCAAGCGCAGUGCCAUCAAGAUUGUGGACUUUGGCAGUUCCUGUCAGCUAGGACAAAGGAUUUACCAGUACAUCCAGAGUCGGUUUUACCGGUCGCCAGAGGUGUUGCUGGGCAUGCCGUAUGACUUGGCUAUAGACAUGUGGUCGCUGGGCUGUAUCCUGGUGGAGAUGCACACGGGCGAGCCGCUCUUUAGUGGCUCCAAUGAGGUGGACCAGAUGAAUAAAAUAGUAGAAGUGCUGGGGGUCCCGCCCAACCAUAUGCUGGAUCAGGCCCCUAAAGCACGCAAGUACUUCGACAAGCUGUCCGACGGCCUCUGGACCGUCAAGAAGAACAAGGAUAUAAAGAAGGUACUUUAUCCUUCAGCCUCCGAAUAUAAACCACCUGCCACACGACGACUGCACGAGAUUCUGGGGGUGGAGACGGGAGGUCCAGGGGGGAGGCGAGCCGGAGAACAGGGCCACGCGCCCUGCGACUACCUGAAGUUCAAGGACCUGAUCCUCCGCAUGCUGGACUACGACCCCAAGACGCGCAUCACGCCCUUUUACGCGCUGCAGCACAACUUCUUCAAGAAGACGACAGACGAGGGCACCAACACCAGCAGCUCCACCUCCACCAGCCCUGCCAUGGACCACAGCCACUCCACCUCCACCACGAGCUCAGUCUCCAGCUCUGGUGGAUCAAGCGGUUCUUCCAACGAUAACCGAAAUUACCGGUACAGCAACCGGUACUACAACAGCGCAGUCACUCACACGGACUAUGAGAUGCAGAGCCCACAGGCUCCGUCUCAACAACAGUUGCGCAUCUGGCCCGGAGGGGACAGCAGCAUGGGUCAGCUGUCCAACAGCAGCAGCGAUUCAUCUUACUCGCAGCUGAUGCUGCACAAGCCGGCGGCCACGCAGCACUCGCGCCACUUCAUAGGCAACAUGGGGGGCAUGAUGGAGCCGCACCAUCCCCACCCCAUCUACGGCAGUCACCAUAGCAACGGCAGACAGCUCCGGCAACAGCAGCAGCAGAACCAGCCGCAGGGCCAGACCUCGCAGGGCCAGCAGGGCCAGGCGCUGAUGCCUGUCUCUUCCCCACAGAUGCAGGACAGCAUCGAGCUCAGCCUCACCCACCACCACCAUCUGGGUCAGUCUUCCAUCAUGCAGCCACCCCCGUCGAGCUUGGACUCCAGUCAGUACGGCUCCUCCAACCUCCACUUGGGCCUCUCUGCCUUUCGGACUAGGACAGUCAUGGCCCCCCAGCAACCCCCUUCCGCUUCCCAGCAACAGUUGCCACAGGCCCCAGCUUCCCAGGACAGCAUGGUCGCUGCCUCCGGCUUGGGAUACAUCCCUCCAUGCUAUGCCGGCAGCAACAACAAUAACAACCCGGCCCAGGGAAGCGUCGGAGUGGGGGGUAUGCUCACCGGGGGGCCCCCGCCCAGAGGAGUCGGGGGAGCUGGGGGGCGGCCGGAUUCCGAGGAAUCCGCCAUGAUGGCAGUGUGCGGUAGUGGGAGUGGGAGCGGUCAGAGUGCAGCCAACUCUUGAUAAAUCUUGAACAAAUUCCAAAAGCCAUACGAAAAUUUUAACGAAACAACACGACAGUGACAAAAACGCCACACACACACGACACAAAGUAGUCAGACAUCAAACACACACACAGCCACACGCAACAGAACCGCAGAGAAAAACUUGUGAAAUAUCGUUUUCGUUUUGGUUUUGCAUGGGGAGACGGUAGAGGGAGGGCACGAAUGGAAUGAUUUUAAACUAUUUUUAUCCUUAUUUUUUUGUUCUUGUUCAUUUGUUUUUCUUUAAUUGAAGGAGAAGCGCAGCAGGGAAAGUCGUUUUAACAGAAGGUUUCAGAAAGUUGGUUUUUACCGUUGUUAUAUUGUUAUUUAAUUUGAUGUGCUUUGAGGUCAGGUUUGCAGCGAGAGAUUUUUAUUCGUUUUGUUUUUGUGAGGGAGAGCUUUAGAUUUUUCGAAAAAUUGAAUGUGUUCAUCAAGAUGACAGCAGCAAGAGAGAGUUCCCUUCAUUUUGUCUUGCCGUAAUUGUACAUUUUUAAUUUAUUAAGAAUCACUACAUGCAGGAACGAAAUGGGAGAGGGCUGGAAAGCGGUCUUAACCGAGAGGUGGGGUUAUUUAUUCUAUGUUUUAUUUAUACCGUUGUUUUAUUUUACUGUUUGAGGGACGGAUGACAUUUAUGCAUAGACAACAACAAGCAAACAAAACUGGGUUUGAGUUUUUCCUUUUUCGUUUGUUUUUGCUUCAUUUCGUUUGCUUCUCGAGUAUCUCUCACUCACCCACGUGCAGCAGACAUAUACACACACAGAAACACAUACACAGACACAUUUUUGUUACUUUUUUUUACGUUUCCAAUCUCUAUUUCGCUUGACACACUGGCUUAUAUAUCUCAAACUAUGAAACAAGUCCUAAGAACGAAAUAAAGCAAAUGACAGAAACUCUUUUUAGUCACCACACAGUGAGAAAAACCAACUAACAACUAGAGGAGGAGGCUGAACUGUGAGCCGCUUUCACGAGGAGAGGGGGAACGUAACUCAACUUAACAUACAGGAGGAAAUGAUACAGGAAAGUCUUGAAAAACAUCAAAACAUUUUGCCAGAAGGAAAACCAAAAUGCUUCCCUGUUGUUCGUUUCAAAAAAUAGUCUGCCUUCUCGCCAUCUCACUAGACUCUCUCACCUCUCACUCUUUUGGUUUCGUCUCUAUCUCUUGCUUUUCUAACCCCCUUUGUUUUGGACAGAAAACUAUUAAAGCGUUAACACACGUUUGUAUUAACUCUGGAUAUGCUAAGCCAAAUCUUGCUGUAGCUCUCUCUCUCUCUCUCACUUUGUUUUCUUUCUCGCGCCAUAUUUCUGUUGGAAGAAAGAGUCUGGGGCGAGAUUUAGCAGGAGGGUGGAACACUUCACUCUGAAGGGACAUUUUCGUGUCCUCCUGACUGCAGCCCCUCCCACUCUGACUUCGCAUCCUGCCUCUCAUUUUCUUUUCUCUCCUGUCUUUAAACCCCUCCCACCACCACCUUCCUCCUUCACAACACUCUGUGAGUGCUGUUUGCCAUCAAGUCAAAAAAAGUGAACUACUCUCGGCUGCUAUCUCCACUCUCAACCAUGUUCGGAUUGCUGCUAAAGAAAACAGACAGAUAAAUAAAUAAAUGAAUAAAUAAAUAAAUAAAAAUGAAAACUUUUUAACCCUCCUGCUUCAGAAAAAUGAAAAAUAAACCACUGCAUCUCAUGUAUUUAUUACUAUUUAACAAGGAAAAAAUGAGAAAAAAAGAAUCUGUUUUCUGCUGUUUUUUGUUUGCUUUCUUUCUUGGUACAGGUUAAAGCUUGACAUUUAUAUUAUGUAACGGAAACAUGGUAUUAAACAAGUGCCUCGAUUUAUUGGUCAGCCACUGGACAGAAAUGAACAGAAGACAAUUCUAGGAGUUUGAACAAGGUUUAUUAAAUGUAUAGCGAGAGAAAAUUCAAGCCUCAUGCAACUGUGUAGAAAUCCACUACAAUUCAGAAUCAUGUUAAACCUUCAUAUUGGAAGUAGGCUUCGGUAUGACUGACCAAUACCAUUAUAUUUAAUUAACUGCUGACAUCUUCAUUCAUUGUAAUCUGUGUACAUAGCAUUCAUGCAUCAUCCAGAUAAAGUUAAAGCAAUGUUAGGGUGAAAUGUCAUUUUCAAGGUUAAUUCUAAUGACUGGGAUUUGAACCUGCCACCUUUAAGGCCGCAGGACCUGCAAACUACCUUAUUCUGCUCAGAUCAGUGAUGAUGACUGCUGUCCUUUAUGUUCUUAAUAACCGGUCGAAACUUGUAACUGGCCGCACUGGCUUCUUUACUUUGUCAUUUUUUUCAACAUCAUCCUUCAUGAGAACAUAAUGUCUGAAGUAUUAUGAUAUCAUCAGUUUUGGUUUCUCUAUUAAAGGGAGAGUUGCCUCUGUAGGUCCUCUAAUCUUGUUAUGUCUAGACGACGUUGGUCACGGUAUCGAUUUGUUGCACUCACAAUGCACUGUCAGAAAACGUGUCUGAGCACUGAUAAACUUUGAAAACGCAGAUGUUUCCGAGCUG
This is a messenger RNA of Triplophysa dalaica, 7073 nucleotides long. It is a transcript of the gene dyrk1b, whose product is annotated as dual-specificity tyrosine-(Y)-phosphorylation regulated kinase 1B. Gene Ontology annotation, molecular function: protein serine/threonine kinase activity; ATP binding; transcription coactivator activity. Bases 2055 to 4553 code for a protein of 832 amino acids. Gene Ontology annotation, cellular component: nucleus. The record is from RefSeq and is a predicted model, not a curated record. Gene Ontology annotation, biological process: peptidyl-serine phosphorylation; positive regulation of DNA-templated transcription; protein autophosphorylation. The transcript is spliced from 11 exons. NCBI's taxonomy places the organism in Eukaryota, Metazoa, Chordata, Actinopteri, Cypriniformes, Nemacheilidae.